This is a messenger RNA of Stegostoma tigrinum, 8946 nucleotides long. It is a transcript of the gene ercc5, whose product is annotated as excision repair cross-complementation group 5. Gene Ontology annotation, biological process: nucleotide-excision repair. Gene Ontology annotation, molecular function: single-stranded DNA binding; DNA endonuclease activity. Gene Ontology annotation, cellular component: nucleus. The record is from RefSeq and is a predicted model, not a curated record. Bases 523 to 5907 code for a protein of 1794 amino acids. Lineage: Eukaryota; Metazoa; Chordata; Chondrichthyes; Orectolobiformes; Stegostomatidae. The transcript has 27 exons.
GCUUGCUGGGAAGUGUAGUUUUUUUCCGCCGCUGGCGACGGCGUGAACGAAGGUCGUUUUAUUGGCGGGGGAGAAAACGGCGGCCGCCCGGGGGGUCACAUCAUGGGGGCGACGUUAGCGCUCUGAGGGCUGAAUUCGUUAUGUUUGACAGAGAAUAGUAUCCCUGGCCUGCCGUGCGGAUCGGGGAAGUGGUCUGUGGGCACCAAGUGCAGGCCUAGGCCGCGGUCGGAGCGGGAACAACCGGCGGCUGCCGCUGUCUCGGGUUAAAGCCGCGGCGCUCCCUCGGCAAUGAACGCGGUGUUUUACCACCGGGGAUUGGGAUUAGCCGGCAGAGCCGAGCCGGAGGAUUGGUGCUGAGAGAAUGGAGCCGAACCGAACCCCUUGGCACCAGAUUCAAUUGCUGUUGGAGGCAUGAAUAACUUGAAAUGCGCGAAUUGUUUAAUCAAGUAUUGAGUCAAUUACAAUUGCUUGAGGAAGGCCGCUUCAGUCUACCAAAGACAAGAUACCUUAAAGCAACUUUCAAUGCCCAACUCUGUAGAAAAUCAGUUACCAAAGCCUCCCGGAAACACACAAAGUAUCGGUGUCAUUGAUGAACUUGCUGCUGGUGAUUCACUAGGAACUUCUAAUUCAAAUCUGUUCUCCUGCUAUGGUACUCCAUCUUUCAGUCUAAGUUCUCGUGCAACAGGACGUGGCCUGUGGAUGUUUCCUGUGGUCCGGGCGCGGGAAGUGUUUUACAAUGUCUGCUCAGAUUAUGGCUUACUAAAUAAGGCCACUGUUAUUGCCAAUACGCCAUGUAGUUCCAGUGAUCCAGCUCCAGUACAAGAUGGAACUUCAUCACUUGGUUGUCCAGCACAUGAUUCAAGUUAUGUUGACAUUGACGUUGAUCCUCCGGAUGUAACCCAUAGAGGUAAUGCACAAUUGGUUGCUAUACCUGUCAGCAGUGGGAAACAGCUGCUUGCCUGGGAAAUAGAUACAUUAAAAACUGAUGUAAUAACAUCUAAAAUGAAAAGUAGAACAGGUGGCUUAAAGAAACAAGCUGCAAAAAAGAUGAAACCAUUGGAAAAACACAACAAAAAAUACAAUGAUUCCUCUCUAUAUACAGUUCUGGAAGAAAUGAAACAGCGCAAAGUUUUAGAUCUUAGGAGAUGGUAUUGCGUCAGUCGUCCACAGUACAAGACUUCAUGUGGAAUUUCCUCUUUAGUUUCAUGCUGGAAUUAUUUAUUUAGUACAUGUGGAACAGGAAGUCUUCCACCAAUUACUCAGGAGGAAGCAUUGCAUAUCUUGGGUUUCCACCAACCCUAUGAAGACAUCAGAUUUGGGCCCUUUACAGGAAAUGCAACAUUAAUGAGAUGGUUUAGACAGCUGAAUGAGCAUUUUCAUGUGAGAGGCUGUUCAAAUGUUCUGUACAAACCACAUGGAAAAAAUAGAACAGCUGGAGAAACUGCUGAAGGGGCUUUAAUGAAGCUAACUGAAGGACUGAAGGAUGAAUCAAUGGCUUUCAUCUACCAUUGCCAAAAUCAUUAUUUCUGUCCUAUUGGAUUUGAGGCUACCCCCGUAAAGGCAUCCAAAGCAUUUCGAGGGAAGCUCCCCCUUGAUGAAAUGGAGUUUUGGAUUUUAAUAGGGGAACCUAGUAAGAAACAUCCAGCCAUUCACUGCAAGAAGUGGGCAGACAUAGUAAUAGAUCUCAACACUCAGAAUCCUGAGUACCUUGAUAUUCGAAAUCCUGAAAAAGGUAUACAGUACAGAAAAACAAAAAAGGUUGGUGGAAACUUGCAUUGCAUAAUAAUGUUCCAAAAACUGAACUGGCAAAAAUUAAGCACAUGGAUGAUGAGCAUUGGAAAUUUCAGGUGCGAAAGACGUUCAAAGGUAUCAGACUGCAAGUCCAGUAAUUCUGCCCUUGGUUUGGAACGAAUUUUAAAUGAUCAUCAUGAAUCAGUGAAUGACAAUGAUGGUUUUCAGCAAACAUCUGAAUGGAAGCAGGUUGCAGGUCCAUAUGAUUACAGAGAUGGUGGAUCUCCUGAAAGUGACACUGAAGAGGAAAGUAUUGAAGUUCAAGCCGCCCGCCUCGAGCUCGGUCGCCAAACCCCCAUCAAUAACGGUCACCUCAGGCCUGUCCUCCAUCCCCGGCCUCUGCCGCUCGCAGACACAGACGGAGGGAGGCCACGCCGCUCCCAGCCUCUUUUAAAAACAUCCGGGCCACUCCCCACCAACGGCCGCCGCCGGUUUAAACCGGUGCACCGGUCAACGUGUUCCGCCGGCUCCUUCCGCAGAUAUUGGGUUCCGGCCCGGCGUUUCCCAUUAUCUGUCAUCACUAUUGGCAGGAACAGGUUCAACCUCACUCUGCGACGUUAUUUUGUGAAUUUAUGCAGAAUUAUGGGGGUUAAGGGACUGUGGAAACUGCUGGAGUGUGCAGGACAACCUAUCAAUCCAGAAACACUUGAAGGAAAAAUACUCGCUGUUGAUAUCAGCAUUUGGUUAAAUCAAGCAGUGAAGGGUGCAAGAGAUCGCCAUGGUAAUUCUGUACCAAAUGCUCACCUUCUGAUUUUGCUCCAUCGACUAUGUAAGCUUUUGUUUUAUCGAAUACGACCAGUGAUUGUUUUUGAUGGAAAGACGCCUCUACUGAAGAAACAAACUUUGGCUAACAGAUGGCAGAGAAAGGACCUGGCAGUUAAAGAUACAAAGAAAGCUACAGAUAAGCUGUUGAGGACCAUGUUGAAGCAACAUGCCUUAAAAAGUGUUUUUGGCAAAAGUGAUGGGGUCAUUCCCAGCCUUUCUCAGGUGAGAAGAGGUGAAACAGAUGACAUUUUUAUUCUGCCUUCCUUAGAAAAGAAAGAGGAAAACAGUUCAGAUGAAGAGGCAGAAAAAGAAUGGGAAGAACGCAUGAGCAAUGAAAAUCUGUUUCAGAGUGCGUAUCUUGAGAACCCUCAUUCCGUAGACAUUGAAUCGAAAGACUUUGCUAAUUUACCUCCAGAAGUAAGACAUGAAAUCCUGACGGACCUCAAAGAGUUCACCAAGCGUCGAAGGAGUCUAUUGCAGACAAUGCCUGAGGAGUCUUCAGAUUUUUCCCGGUAUCAGCUGACUGGCCUUCUUAAACGCAAUAGAAUUAACCAACAUAUUGAUGGCGUUCAGAAAGAAAUGAGUAAACAGUAUUGUGGGCAAAUUCAAAUGGAGUGUAAUAAUGAGGGAGAAUUCAUAAAGAACGUGGAAACUAGGCGGCUUAUAUCAGAAGAUGCUUCACACUAUAUUCUAAUAAAAGGAAUUCAGCCAGUGAACAGUAAGGAUACAGAGACAAAUCAGCAAAUUACUACUUUCGAAAAAAGUACGAAUUCGACAGCUGCAGACGUAAUCUCAAACACUGGUUUGGAGCCCCAUUACGGCUUACGUUCACCUUCUCCUCUCACAGAAACAGCAUCCACAAGUCGAAAUGACAGUGCUGCUCUUCCUCCUUCCCCACGGACUGUGCUUGCCAUUCAGGCUGCCAUGUUGGAGAGUAGUUCAGAUGAGGAAAUUGACUUUAGACGAGAUAACAAUUCAUUUGCUGCUGAGUGUAGCAGCAGUUUGUAUUCAACAAGUAUUGUUGCCACAAAUUUAAAUUCAUCAGCAAAAACUCAUCGUGCAAACCAGCAAGAUUUACAAGAAAAAGACAUAACAAACAAUGUGCAAGAGGAUAGCAAAACUAAAUAUGAAAUUAAUAAAAAUCGAAGGAAUCAGACCUACAGUUCAAAUGAUGUGCAUGUAGAUGAGGAACUAAGUGUUGAUGAAAAUGAGUUACUGAAAAAGUCAUUCAAUCCACAGACUGACCAGAAGAAACCUAUAAGACCAGGAACUAUUCAAUGUUGUGAAGUGCAAGAAAUAUUUCCUGCAGAAGAUCAAAGUCCGAUCAAAGUCAGUGCCGUGGAACAGAACAUCAAUAUUGCUGUAGUAGGUACAGCUGAUGUAAUUAAUGAGAAACCAAAAAGUAACAAGCUAGACUUUCAAUUUCCUGAUGAUUUGAAGGACCGUGAAGAUGAUGUUGAAAUACAUUCCUUGGAAAAUGAUAGAGAAAUAAUCCUUAACAGCAAGCAACACAUUCAUCCACUUGGAGCAGCUGACUUAGAAAAUAACAAUACAAACAAUCGAGAAAUUCUAAAGCUGGAUCAUCCUUCAUCUUCUGAGACUGCUACCAGCAGCCAGCAUGUUGGCAGUGUAAAAUUGACGCCCCACACGCAAUUAAAAGGAGACUUGGAUCUCAAGAGUUUCAUUUCUCCAGCCAAAGAGAAUCAAGGUUCAGGAGAAGAAACUGAUCAUCAGGAAAUGUCCACUAAGAGUGAAGGCGGAAGUGAUUCCGAAGGUAGUUUCAUUGAAGUUGUUAUUGACACCAGCAAAGUGGACCUUCAGAGUGAACUGUUUCCUCCUGAUAUCUUCACGCCCUCGAUGCCAGCAGUUGAAUCCGCGCUCUCAUCUAAGAGAAAUACGGAAGCCACUUCAGAAACUAUACAGACUGUUACCGAGAAACAAACAGAGGUUUUUAUCCAAAAUCGUUUGGAAGCUGCUGGUGAACAAAAGAUGAAUGUGGAGGUAGACCAACAUGAACAGACAUCUGUAGGAGAAGCCACAAGAGAUGACUGGAAGGAUCUAGAUCUGGGUGAAAUUGAGGAUUUUGAGAAAGACUUGCUUAUAGAACAGUCUGAUCUGCACUCUCAGAAGCAACAACAUGAACGUAUUGCCGCCACUGUCACAGGACAGAUGUAUUUGGACAGUCAGGAAAUGCUGCAACUUUUUGGCAUUCCUUAUAUUGUUGCUCCGAUGGAGGCAGAAGCACAAUGUGCUUACCUAGAUCUGACCGACCAAACUAGUGGAACUAUCACUGAUGAUAGUGAUAUAUGGCUGUUCGGAGCGCGUCAUGUGUACAAGAAUUUCUUCAACCAAGACAAGGAUAUUGAGUAUUACCAGUACAUCCACAUUCAUAACCAACUAGGUCUUGAUAGGACGAAGCUGAUAAAUCUUGCCUAUUUUCUGGGCAGCGAUUACACUGAAGGAAUCCCUGGUGUGGGUUACGUAACAGCAAUGGAGCUCCUGAACGAAUUCCUUGGACCUGGACUGGAACCUCUUAUUCAUAUUCGAGACUGGUGGGCUGAAGCCCAGAAAAAUAAAAAACUGCGAGACAAUCCAAAUGAUACAAAAGUGAAGAAAAAGCUGCGGCACCUUGACAUUUACCCAGGUUUUCCAAACCCUGCAGUGGCAGAAGAAUAUCUGAAACCUGCUGUAGAUGAAUCUAAGGUAUCACUAUCCUGGGGUAGGCCAGACCUUGAUGAGAUCAAGGAAUUUUGUGAGAACCGUUUUGGCUGGACCAGGAAGAAGACUGAUGAAGUUCUUUUACCUGUCAUGAAGCAAAUCAAUGCCCAACAGUCCCAGUCACGCAUUGAUUCCUUCUUCAGAAUAGAACAGCACGAGAAGCAAGUAAUAAAAAGCCAGAGGCUUCGCAGGGCUGUGACCUGUAUGUUGAGGAAAGAACAAGAAGCUUUAACAGAGACUCAGGAAAGUCCUGGGAUAACAGAAGCAGCCAGUAAUUCAGCAGGUGAAGGGAAAAGCCAGCAGGGAGCAUCUGGAGUCAAAGGCAGGUCACGUAAUUCUCAAAUACCACAUGGAAAAAGGAAAUCUCCAGGGCAGCCUUCCGGAGGAGGUUUUAUUGGACCCAUAAAUUUAUCGAAAAUAUCUGAUGACUCUGAAAUAGACAAUUAUGAAUUUAAACCAAAACAUUCCAAAGUUAUGAAUUUGCAUAAGAAAACUCCAGCAAAGGACAAGACCACCAAAAUGAGCAGCAGUUCAAGUGAUGAGAGUGAUGAUAAUAUUAUGAUAACAGCUAGACCUGUGUUUGAAAAGAGACGAAAGGUUAAAACUAAACAAAGAAAAAAGUUGGGAACUUAAGCAGAUGAUGCUUCCAGGUGCACUUUCGGCAACUAUAAUUGUUUCACGCCAAAUUUCCAAUUGCUUCCCUUUUUUUAAAAGGCAAAUAUUCAAAGAUUUAUCUCUGUUCAAAGCUCUUCUAACUUCUGUGAAUUUAGUGUGACACACCAGACACAGGCUAAAGCCUUGUUCCUAAGUUGCUUUAAAGUGCCUACGAGUUAGUUAAAUUAACUCUAAUUUAUCCUCUGUAGAGCAACUUGAAACUUCUACAGUGCUAAAAUUGCCUCGACUAUUGAUCUUGUACGACUGCUGAGAAAGCUAUAAUUAUGAAUGAGUGGUAAAUUUUUCUAUGUGCAAGUGCAAAAAAUAAUAAAUUUCAUGUGUUAUAAGUGUAGAUUAAAGAUAUCUUUCGGCUUUACCGAAAGCAAAAUCGUGAGCAACAGAGUCUGCCUUUGAACAAAUAUGUUAAAACUUUGUAUCUAUAUAUGUACUUUUAAAUGUGUACCAUAAACAGUAAUCUGUAGACAAAUCAACUUAUCGUCACUUUCUAUGUGAUCUUUCAAAAGACAACGUAUUAUUGUGGUCUUCUACACGUCUGUUUCUCAGAACCAAUGCCAAAAUGGUGAUAUCAUUAGAUUAGGUUCCACAUUGAAUAGCCAAUGUAAUCCUGCCUACCAUCCUGUGUCCCUAUUUGCAUCUGUAGAUUUAAAAAAUUCUACAAAUUAACUUACAAAACAUAACAAACGUAACACUGGUCAAAGUUUUCUGAUUUUGCUUUGAGGUGAUGCCAGAGACUGAAGAUUUCCCCUUCUUAAAAAAAGAUGAGGCCGGCUGUUCUGCUAAACUUUAGCAACAAUAAAGAGUUGAGAAAUGAUAGUUUAGUGUAAUUUCAGUAGAUACUUGGGAGAAUACGUGUUAGUUUAUUUAAAAAAAAAGGUAGGUCCAGGGUUCUCAUUCUGCUUCUUCUGAAGAGUCAAUUCGAUUCUCCCACUUCCUUCAUCUCAUUUUAUAUCUGUUCCAGUGAUGGCUGAUCCCACCUGGUUCGCAGGGUGAUCAGCUGUGUCUAGCCCAUUUCUCACAUUUCUGCUUACACCCCUGCCCUGCCUCCAAAGUCCAUUAACGUUCCCUUUGAUCUCAGUUUGUACCCCUCCAACCCAACAUUCAAAGGAUCAUUCUCUGCUUGUCUAUCACCUCCAAUGUGAUGCCACCAUUAAACGUAGCUUCCCCAACCCUCUCAUGGACCAUUUCCAAUGUGACCCACUGAUGCUUUACUGCGUCAGUCCUAGCACUUCUCCACCCAUCUUUCAGCCCCACCUCCCCUUCUUGCAGCACCUUCCUGUUUAAUUAUAGAAGGUAUACCCACCCUUCCUUCCAUCUUCACUACUUAGCCAGGAGUGUUUGGAGCCUUGAAUAGUGAAUUGCAUGAACUUCUUUCACUCUAGUCUGCUGCUCGGUGAGUGAGCUGGGCAAAAUAUCUUCACUCAGACUGCAACCAUACCCCUAACCUUCUAAUCACUUGUCAUUUCGAUGCACCGCCAUGCUCACAUAUGCUCCCGAGUCCUGCAGCAAUGCUCCUGGAAAGCCUAGACCCACCAAGAUGUGGGGAGCCAGCACUGCCCCUCCCUUUGAUACUUUUCUGCCCCUGCUUUCCUCCUCCACUAAAUGCUCACACUCCCCUACCUUCCCCACCCAUUUUGCAAUUUAGAGAUUAGAUGAUAUGGAAUCAUAUACUUUGCCUUUGAGUUCUCUUGCGUUCAAUGCAGCCACUUGACACAAUGGCAUUAGCUAAUUAGUAGUGUACCCAACCACUUGGGUAUGGUUGGUGCUAAUUACUAAGAGAACAAAAGAAGAAAAAAAGUAGUUUUUUUGUGUUUAAACAAUGUAUUUUAUGCAGAUAUGUUGUAAUUAGACAUAAACUUGUUGCUAGUAGCAAUUAAAGGCAAAAAUCCCUAUAAGGUUUCUGAAAAUGCAAUGGGCUAAGUGCAACAUUAGUGCAACAGCUUUUAUUUUGCUCCCUGCUAGUUUUAGAAUCUCAGUGAAACAGCAGUGAUGUUGGCUGAGCAUGUUGGUUUAUUUUGUGAUCAGUGAUAAUGGGAACUGCAGAUGCUGGCAAAUCAAAGAUAACAAAGUGUGGAGCUGGAUGAACACAGCAGGCCAAGCAGCAUUUUAGGAGCACAAAAGCUUAUUUGUUUAAGGUGUUUCAUACCUGUUUCAGUUCAGAGCAAAAUAGGUUUUUUUUUAAAAAGUCUAUACUCAUGUUUAUCAUGGACCAGAGGUUGUUGCUCAGCCAAAAAAUAACUUAUUCCCAAUGGGGAAAGAUGCUAAUUUCCACUUGUUAUAAUCAAUUGUGAUGGAUUUGAGCAACACUCCACAAACGCAGAGUGACAUUGGAAAGUGAAUAUCUCUGACCGGAAAUAAAUGAUUACAUUUCAUUGUGAACCACAGCAUUAGUGAAAGAUUGCUUAUUGACUUAUUCAUUUAGUUCAACCUGGGUGUGGAUCGUAAUUAGAUUGAUUAUUACCGGUUUCUGCGCUUCAUGUAGCAAAAAAAAAUUAGCUUUUCAAAGGUAAAACACAAUUUGUGUAACAAGCUCAGGCUUAGGCGCAAACCACUCCUUCACUGUUAUUAAAAAUUGUGUAAUCCCAAAUUUUGGAAAAGAUUGACUAUCGUUGCUGAAUGCAAUGCAAUUAACUUUAUGAAGAUGUUUCAUUCAUUCUUUUAAACGUUUCUCUUCUGAUUAAAAAUGAACAUGAAACAAAUAAAUUAGUAUUAUAAGACCGCAUAAUGGAAAAAUUUGAAUUAUCAAUAAAAACAUGAGUGAUCGUGAUAAAAUAAAUUAUAUAAAAUCUUGCACAGAAGCAUCAACAUGUAACUUUUCCUUCUAAAUAAAAUUAUAACAGGUGAGAAUAUUUGAAUAUCAAACACAGUUUUCAAGAUGAAGGUCUUAAGCAUGUUUUUCUUAAUAUUUUCACUACUUUAUUUGUUUAUAGGUUUGGUGAGGAGCUAUUUUGAAGAAAAUGAAAUGUAAUCCCUAUUUCUAACUGAGUUUAGGGGCAAAAA